Molecule: messenger RNA, 2290 nt
Organism: Melanotaenia boesemani (Boeseman's rainbowfish)
Lineage: Eukaryota; Metazoa; Chordata; Actinopteri; Atheriniformes; Melanotaeniidae
Gene: agxt2
Product: alanine--glyoxylate aminotransferase 2
Exons: 14
Coding region: 36-1595 (519 amino acids)
Biological process (GO): glyoxylate catabolic process
Cellular component (GO): mitochondrion
Molecular function (GO): L-alanine:glyoxylate transaminase activity; pyridoxal phosphate binding
Source: RefSeq, a predicted model, not a curated record
UUGAGAGAAGUGGAACAGCCGUGUAGCCCCUGUGUAUGCUCAACAUGUAUAAAGCUGUAACGUGUUUAAGUGGCCGUUGGGCCAUUUUAACGGGACAAUCCUGCUCUCGGCCUAGUCUGGCCAAAUUCCACUUGGCAAGUGGAGCUUUGUGUCAGAAAUCAGCCUUCAGAGAUCCUCCCACACACAUGCCAGAGAUGCCUCCUUGCACGUUCAGGCCAGAGGAAUACAAGGGUAUGUCAAAGGAGCGAAUGAUGGAGAUCCGCAGGCAGAACUGCAACCCUAUGACCAUGAAGGUCACUUUAUAUAAAAAACCCGUGUUCAUUCAUCAGGGAUACAUGCAGUGGUUGUGGGAUGUGGAUGGUAGGCGAUAUCUGGAUCUGUUUGCUGGUGUGGCCACUGUCAGUGUGGGCCAUUGCCACCCGAAAGUAACUGCUGCUGCAGAACAGCAGCUGAAAAAACUUUGGCAUACUACAAACAUUUAUGUCUAUCCUGCUCUACAUGAGUAUUGUGAAAAACUGGCUUCCUAUUUCCCAGAUCCUCUUAAGGUGAUCUAUCUGACCAACAGCGGAUCUGAAGCCAAUGACCUAGCAAUGUUGAUGGCCCGCCUCCACACAGGCAAUUUUGAUAUAAUCACUUUCAGAGGAUCAUAUCAUGGUGGCGGUCCUCAGACCAUUGGUCUAACAUCCAAUGCAGCAUAUAAAUAUCCCAUUGCUAACGGAUUAGGCUGCACAAAUACCAUGUGUCCCGAUGUGUUCCGAGGUCCAUGGGGAGGAAGCCACUGCAGAGACUCUCCUGUACAGACUAUCAGACAGUGCAGCUGUGCUCAAGGUCAUUGCAUGGCAAAUGAACAAUACCUUGGACAGCUCAAAGAGACAUUUGCUACUAGUGUCCCAACAAGAAUUGCUGCCUUCUUUGGAGAGCCUAUUCAGGGUGUUGGAGGAGCUGUGCAAUACCCUAAAAACUACCUGAAGGAAGCUUACAAACUUGUGAGAGAAAGAGGAGGGAUCUGCAUUGCUGAUGAGGUACAAACAGGAUUUGGAAGAACAGGAAGCCACUUCUGGGGUUACCAAGGGCAUGGCGUAAUUCCUGAUAUGGUUACAAUGGCAAAGGGAAUUGGUAAUGGAUUUCCCAUGGGAGCUAUUGUUACAACACCAGAAAUUGCUGCCUCGUUUGCCAAGGGGGUUCAUUUCAACACAUUUGGAGGAAAUCCUGUUGCUUGUGCCAUUGCUUCUUCAGUGCUUGAUACUAUUCAAGAGGAUGGUACACAGAAAAUCAGUCUUGAUGUGGGGACCUAUCUGAUGACAGAACUGGCAAAACUCAGAGACAAGUAUGAGAUCAUUGGGGACGUUCGUGGAAAAGGCUUGCUGAUCGGAGUGGAAAUGGUCAAAGACAAGGCCAGCAGAGAUCCGCUGCCUCCUGAAGCAAUGGCUGAGAUCUUUGAAGAUGUCAAAGACAUGGGAGUCUUGAUAGGCAAAGGAGGAGUAUACGGACAGACCUUCCGCAUCAAACCUCCCAUGUGCAUCACAAUGGAAGAUUCAGAUUUCUUCUUGGAUGUUUUUAACAAGUCCGUUCACAACUACAUGGAGAAAAGAUGAAGCCACAUAAAGGUCAGCUGGACCACUCAAUGCCAAGGAUCAUUCAGCAGUGGAUUAUCUUACUUUCUACAUCUUAUAAAAUGUGAAAAUGUUAGUAUUAAUUAUCAUGAAGACACAGAUUUUUAAAAAGGGAAACUUUUAAAAUUUUUCCUCAACUAAGCUAUAAUUUAAUUACUACACUAAACAUACCUCACUAGUGCCUUCUGUGCAGCUGAUUUCAACAAGGUCUUUGUAUAUUGUGUCUACAGUAAUUAUUAAUGUUGUAAUAAUGAAUCCAUAGCUUUUAAUUUGGUUAUAAUAUAAAUUACAAAACUUUCCUCUCAUAUGAAUCAAGGACACCCUCUGUCAAAAUUAGCUGAAUUUCAUAGGGAGGUUGCAUAAUGUUUGAUAGGUGCAUCUGGAUGAUGAUUCAAAAUUAUGAUAAUUAUUGGUAAUGUGAAAUAGAUACUCUCUUCUUAAUGUGGUGAAGAAAGGUUAGAGGGUUCAUGAGAAAAGAAUGUAUUGGAGUGUACCUUUGAUGAACCAAUGAAAUUUGAAAUAAUAACACUUGAACCCAAGGACAGGAGAGGGGAAAGAUUUUUCUAAAACCUUCUACAACCUGCCCGUUGUGUGCAAACAAUGACUGUGUAACAGAAUCCUGAUGCCUGUUUAACUUUAUAUGAAAAGACUCAUCUAUUAAAUUUUCACAGAUGGUG